Messenger RNA from Lymnaea stagnalis (great pond snail), 20863 nucleotides. Lineage: Eukaryota; Metazoa; Mollusca; Gastropoda; Lymnaeidae. The record is from the annotation of a GenBank genome assembly.
CAGAAUCAAAACUUCAAACAAUAGGCUCAUCUUUGGUAGCAUAUUGAAUACCGGCCUACUUAUUGUAACGUCUUUUUCUGCACCAUUCAUUGCUUUGUCAGGCCUUCUGUCGCUGAGUCAGUAAAAAAACAACUAUUGAGUGAUUAACAUCAGACUCAGACAUUCACAACUGUCGUUCAACAGUCAAACUGAAGUGAGUAGUCUAACUCUAGUGAUCUAGCGGUAGGUACUACUACUAAAUUACUACUUACUACUACGUACUCACCGUACUCGUACUGUGGUACUACUGUACUGGUGUUCACGGUUCAUUGAUCGUUGUGGUAAUCAUUGUUUUUCAAUUUUAUUUUGAAAUUAGUGAUUAGUGUAGCAGUAUAAGUGGUGGUCUUCAAAUAUUGUUAUCUGUAUAAACUGUAUUCGUAUUAGUAUUAGUAUAUUAAAUUAUUAAUUAUUAUUACUAUUACUCUAAAUUUUAGUUUGUCCAGAUUGAAGAAUUGUGUGCCCCAAACCAGACUGGCUUACCUAAUAUUACUAAUGCCUAAUGUCUCUAAUGACUAAUACUAAUGAUAAAUGUCUAGGUAUUUCAAUAAAAAUAUCAAAGUCAAAGAUAUUAUAUUAUUUUAGGAACUUCGGUAUCGCCCAGAAUUGGGCCAGAAACACACAAACAUAGUUAUCGUAAUUUCAUUGUCAUAGUGACCCUAAUUUUCACAGAAUAUCAUUGUUUUGCUUUUAUAGUUGAGUUUUAGCACAAUGAUGAUAAAGCCGCCAAUUAACUUAAAAGCCGACAUCUUGCUUGUUCUUGAGAAUUCAUUUGAUCUUUUGUUUGUUGAGUUUUAAGCUUUGAAAAUGUAAUUUGUCAUCAUGGCCAUGGCCAUGGCCACCAUGCUUUUCUGCAUAUUUUCUUUAGCGGCUGUGGGGAUAGUUUAAAAUAUUAAAAUUCAUUAUGUAACAUUCGUUAUCCAGAAUAUAAAUGGGAAAUAUAACUAAUAAUAAAUAUAUAUACAUAUUUAUAUAUAUAAGAAUAACAAAGAAGGGAUAUCAUUUCCGGUUCAUUUUGCAAAAAUAAAUAACUGGUUACGAUUUAUGUUAUUAAACUGUAGCCGGUCUAUAAAAUUUAAGAACUGUCUAAAUUUCAUGAUGAUUUUUUUUGUUACUUGUUUCACAUGGUUAAAUGGGUCUCAUAUGCAAAACAAAAAGAUUUAUGUGCAAUAUUAUUAUGGUUUCCAAACUAUAGUGCUAUCAGACUUACCCAUUUUUCCAAGAAAAAUAUCUGCUACAUGCGCUAUAAGGUCAUAAGGUAGAUACAAUUUUUUAGAUGGUAUUGAUCGCCCUCAUCGUAUACACAAAAUCAGCAAAAAUUAGUCAAUUGUCUCCCUUAUAAAGACAAAGGAAACUAGAUCUCCAUAUGACCACGUGUCCUUUGUAUUGACAGAUCACCGGUUUAUGGUUUGUUCCUCCGCAUCCAAAAAAUCAAUUGGCGCCUAUCAGUACCUAUCCAGACUGAAGAAUUGUGUGUCCCCAACAAAGUUUAACUUAGUUAAUAAAAACUUUUAAUUAAGUAUGCAAUGAACAAUGCAAUGAAAAAAGGUGGUAAAAGUAUAUUUUAGGUAUGUAAAUUAUUCAUUGAUGUUUAACGUUAAUAAUUAUAUCAGAUAUAUUAUGUCACAGCAAUCAUAUCAUUUCCAUUGUUUUCAACUGGAAAGUUCUCUGAGAUGAUUUUCAAAAAUGUAGCAUAACUUACUGCAGAAUACAAAUUCGUAAAUAUAUGAAUGGAACAGUUCAUGGCACGUUUCAAACUGACGGCAAAGUUUCCAUUUUGCUUGCAUCAAAGUUUUCAGUGGGAACAUUGCUAUCCCCAUGAUUGAUGAAGAUCUCUUGAUGAACAAUGUCAAGCAUGUAUAUGUCAUUGGCGAUCCGUCCAAUGUUGGACUUUGCGUGGGCCGCCCAAUCUUUGUUGGUGUGUGAGGUCUACCAUGCAUGAUGUGAGUGCAAUUAUGCACAUUAAUUGGUAAUCAAUGAAACGAAAAAAAAAAAAAAUCCUGUAGCGUGUGUUCAAGAAUAAAAGUAAGUUUACAUUCUUGAUUCAUGCGAAAAUCUUUGAGAAAUAGUUCAUGCACUUCGCCCAAUCUUUGUUGGUGUGUGAGGUCUACCAUGAAUGAUGUGAGUGCAAUUAUUCACAUUAAUUGGUAAUAAAAGAAACGAAAAAAAAAAAAAAAAAAUCCUGUAGCGUGUGUUCAAGAAUAAAAGUAAGUUUACAUUCUUGAUUCAUGCGAAAAUCUUUGAGAAAUAGUUCAUGCACUAAAAUGCACUUUUACCAAAAAGAUACCAGACCUAUUUACUCUUUACGAUUUUGGCGUACAAUGUACAAUUUUGAGGUGUAUACAUUAUAUAAACUGUAUUUUUAUUUUUGUUAACAAUUAAGAUAAUGUAUUGAAUGAUUUUGUGAUGUUAUUGUAGUAUUUUAAGUGUUUGAGGGUUAACAGGUCUGAGAUAAUGCUACUCUCAUGGAAAUAUUAAAUUUGUUAAGAAUAGGCCUAGCCUACAGGCUAUACUUUUUCAUUCAUACAUAAUUCAUAAUGAAGUAAAAGUAUACCUCUGAGCACCAAUAAUUCUUACAUGAUUAAAAUAGCCCGGGUUCAUAAAAAUCAUGAUUUAAAACGAAAAACUGAUUUGAUUUAAAUCAGAUUUAUUUGAGCUUUUAAGCUUUUAAAAAUUUAAAUUGAUUAUUAACUUUUUUUUUGUUAAAUAUUUAUUUGAGAUUUUGAAGCAUAUUAAUAUUUAUAAAGGUUAAGCAUAACAUAGUUAAUAGCAUUUUAAAAAUGUUGUGGGUUUUAAAUUGCAAUUGUAAAAAUUGAUUAUUGAUAUAAGAUGUUUAACAAUUUAAAUUUGCUUUGUUUCUUGAAAUUUACUUUUUGUCUCAUUGUUUGAAAGGAUGCUUUAGAGUUUGAAGUAUAUUAAUGUUUAUACAGGUUAAACAUAAUGUCGUCAAUGGAGUUUAAAUCCAAUUUUAAAUUAAAAGUGGAUUUUAAAAAAAAAAUUAAAUGGGAUUUAAAAAAAAUUAAAUAAAUUUUUUUUUAGAUUUAUAUUUAACAAAAAAUUUUUUUUAGGAGUUCUCUAGAUUUUGAAGUAGAUGCGCUUAAUUUUUAUAAAGCGUGAAUUUGAAUUUGACAUACAGAUUUAAAUUUAAGUAAAAUAUUAGAAAAAUCAUUUAUUAAAUUAAAAAUAUUUUUAUGACAUUAAAUCCAUUUAAAAUGACUUUCAUACUUUCCCAAAACUGAAAUUUCUCAUUAUUUCCUAAAAAAAUGUUUAUAAAAUAUCAAUUAAUUAACUUUAAAAAAAAAAAUAAUCAUUGAUUUUCAUUGUCUUAAUAUUAUAAUUUCUAUCUUAUCUAUAUGAAAAAGUACUUCAGUUAAGUUUGACACUUUCAAAUUAUCAAUAUCAUAAAAUUUUCAUUCAUCAAUGCCAUUUGAUUCUACCAAAGCCUAAUUAUUGAAUCAUUUGAGCCCCAAGCGUUCUCAACCCUAAGUUUAUUUCUAAAAACUGAAAGGUAUAAUUGAAUGAACAUGAAAUUUAACAUUAUAAAAUUCAGUUUAUAAAGUUAGUUACAAUUAUAAUUUACUAUAUAUUCCUACUUUUCUAAUUUCUUUCCACAGAGAGAAAUGCCACCAAAGAAUGCAUUUUAUAUGUUUAUGCAAGCAGAAAGAAAGAAGAUCAUGGCGCAAGCUGGAACUGCCCCACCUAUGCAAGAUAUGGCAGGCCUGUGUAUAAACAGAUGGAAGGUAUUUAUUAUCUCAUUGAUCUUUUAAGGAUAUUGUAAUUGUAUCAGGGCAUGGGAACUAAAGUGGCCCCAGAUUCCGACAUUAGAGCUACCCAUAAUUGACAUGUCCAGAGACCUACCGGUCGACCAACACUGAGAUGGAUCGACGAUGUAGAGAUGGUCUUACACCAGCUGGGGGUUUGCGCAUGCAUUAAUGCCAAUGGAAGGAUGUGGUGAAGGAUGCCAGGGCCCUGCAUGGGCUGCAGCGCCACUGAAGAUGAAAAGUGACAUGUCACUGAAUGUAAGAAGAGAUAGUUUUAAAGAGAGUGGAUUAAAAAAAAAUAUUUGUUUUUAAUUCUUAAUUAGGGAAAAUUAAAUAAUAAAUUUUACAUCAUUCAGUAUGUAGUUGUAACAUAACUAGUAAUAGGAGCUUUUCUAACUAAAUGAGAAUGACAACAUUAGUAGCAAAUAUGCUAUGCAACACAACAUCGUAGGUAAUCAGAAACAUAGGUCAGGGAAAACCUAAGGGCUAUUCAUGCUAAAUACACUGUUUACCUGUAUAAUGUUUGGGCUUGUUAUGUUUUCCAAUUUAAACGGCUGUACAGAGUCUGAUAUAUAUUUUUACUGGAUUCAGAAAACAAUGUGCACAUGUUUUUAAAAAAAAUGGUUGUAACGCUAGAAAGAUUUGUUAUCCUCUUUCUAACAAUUGAGUCAUAGUCACAAUGAAUCUGGAAUGUGUUGGUUCCUCACUAGCAAUGGAGUGAUGGUCACAGUGAAGCUAGAAGGCUUUGGUCCCUCACUAAUAGGGGUGUGCCGGAUCCGUUUUUUCCAACCGGAUCCGGAUCCGGAUUUUCUUAUGCGAAAUCCGCCGGAUCCGGAUUCCGGUUUCUCCCGGAUUCCGGAUUUUGGUACUAUUGGUAGAUACUUCGGUAAGUCAAGGUGGACUACUACUUUUUGUGUAUGGGAAUUUGCAAUCGGCGCCAAAAAAUCCGAGUUUUUAAUUUUCCGAUGUGUGUGUCUAUUUAUUAUUAAAUUAGUACUUUCGAUAUAUAUUUGAGUUCCGUUCCAUUUGGAUAAGUGUCUUACGAGAGACGCCAUGUUUCUACGCGUUCGCAGCAGGUUAUGCAGCUCGCUCAACCUAAUUUCGCCAUGGGGUUGGCCACGCCCCCCUUUUUAAUGGCGGAAGUUGACGAUACUUAGGAAAUAUUAAUUUAUUAUCACUAUUUACAUCAAAAUAAUUGAUAACUUGUGUUUCAGAAUGCAUUUAAAGACAUUUAAACUGGAAUGUUUUAAUUUGAGCUUUAACAACCCGGUAGAAUCCAUAUUAUAAAUGAUCAGAAUUUACCGUGUGCAACACGUUGUCAUUGGCAACCAUUCACAGCCACUUGCAUAACUGUAUCGUAGUACUACCUCAGAGUUUCAUUCAUAAGAGUUUGCCGUGUGCAAAAACUAUUAAACCAUUGGUCAGGGAAAGCUUUAAUUAAUUAUUCAUGUGCCAAAGUUGAAAGUUUAAACUAAGUCUAAACAGUAUUUUAGUGAUAAGGCAGGGAAUGCGUUGCCUUAUAUAAACUAUAUAGUCAUUGCGCAUGACGGGAUUGGCGGAAUGAGAUCACAGAAUGUGGAGAUGCAGUCCAUGUUAAAAAAUGACAAACCAAGUCGUACUUUAAAAAUUCAUAACUUUAAAACUACAACAGCUAAAAAUAUGAUUUUGGUGUUAUAAUUCUUUAAAAAAUUACAUCUUUUCAACUAUGCCAUUGGUUUAUUUUUACAAAAAGUUUAAAUUUUCUUAUCAAAGUCCCUACACUAUUGGCCACUAUUAGCGGUGCUGACUCUAGCCUCUGGUAUGUACGGAAUAUUAAACAUUAAACAAGCUCAACGCUCGAAACAAUCGAUUAAUGUAUCGUGAUCGUGUGGAAUUCGGGAAAGAGAAUUACUUUUAUUUCAGAUUAUGAUCCGGUGAGUCACAAAAUCUGGCAAAUUCCGAAAUCCGGUAUAUUCCGGAUUCCGGAAUCCGGUUGUUCCGGAUACAUGUAAAUCCGGCGGAACCGGAUUUCACCGGAUAGUGCAAAAUCCGGCGGAACCGGAUUCCGGAUCGGGGUCCGGCACACCCCUACUCACUAACAAUUGAGUGAUGGUCACAAUGAAGCUUGCAUCUGCUGUGUUUAACUCUAUGAAGGUUAUAACUGUGGGGAAACUUCCAACAGUUGAUCCCUGAACGGGUUCCCAGCUGAAAAAGUGAACUCUUUUUAGAAAUUUUCAUAUAUAAAUUGGUUUCUUCUUAUAAAGUUUAGAUAAUUUUUUAAUGCUCCCAAACGCACUAUCAACCUCAUACACAAAAACACUUCGGACACAGCCUGUGAACAAGCACAAUCAAUCUGAUGCACAAAUACGCUUCAGGCAUUGCAUAUGCAAAUGCACGAUCAACCUCAUGCACCAUUAAACAAUCUGAAAGUAUUUCAUAUAAAUCCUUUGUAUGCAUUUUUAUUAUUUUAUUUUAUUUUUUAAUAACCCUCCCGCUUUUACAUUGCAAAUUUAUUCGUUAAAAAAGAAGAAAAUAUUACGCACCGAACGCACUUGCAAAAGAAUUCCAUUAAGCGCACUGAAAUUCCAGGAGCUCCUGGAAAUCUUCUGGAAUUUGAAAUAAAUUGAUAAAAUCCUGGAAAACUCCUUAAAUUUUAAAAUUUCUGCUUAAAUGUCCUGAAAUGCCUAGAAAAGCAAAACCAUCACCAGCAUGCUGGGUAGAUGGGACUCAUUAACCUUGAAUGGCAACUCAUCUUUGAGAAGGUUAACUCUGAAAUCAAACCCGGAAAUGGAGUCCCAUAGGCAUUAUGACAUUGACGCAAUUAAAAUUCAGACAAACUUCUAUAACGUAGAAGCAUAAAGAGCAUAGUGAAACACACAAACUCACUGCUGGUAAUCUACUGCAUCAUGGUUUAUAUCCUGUCGUCUUGCCUAAGCUUGCCAUUGAAUCAAAUAGGCAAGGACGAGAGAGUGGUUCUGACAAAUUAAGCAACUCUCCCUAAAUUUAAACAAAAUACAGCUCACGUCAAGGCUACUUCUCCAGUCUUAGUGAUAUUCACUUGUACAGAACGAACAACAAUACCGGAAAUAUUGAUAUUGAUAUCAAAUAUACUUGAGUAAUUUGCAGGACCGUUCUGGGAUACCAUGAAAAUUAGAGGAAAAUUAUUACUAAUCGUCUAUCAUCUGAGACUUCCUCUAGUUCAACUUCAUUUUUUUCACCUACCUCGGGUGUCCACUUUUGCAAUGUCUUAGUAAAGCUCCCAAGUUAUGUGUAUCAUCGGAAAUAAAUAUUACUUACUGUUCUUACUUGUGAUUGAAAUUGAUUAUUUUAUAAGUAAAUUAGUUGUUUGUUUUAAAACAUCAAGUACAUCUUAUCAGAAACAAGUUACUCAAUUGUGUGUGAACUAGGGACCUUAAAUUUAAAUCAAAUAAUUGCUAUAGUUUUAGCAGUCCUGAGAGUAAGAACCAGCACUAUAUAAGUGCAUUUAUGUCCUGUUACUACAAAAAAUUGUUUAAAAAUAUAGUGUCUUUUUUUUUUUUUUUUAAUUUUUAAAACUGUUCUGGAAUUUUGUUUUUUCUCCUGGAAGAGUCCUGGAAUUUUUUUUAGAUUUGGUGCAGGAGCCCUGUAUUAGGAGUCCUGUAUUAGGAGCCCUGUAUUAGGAGCCCUGUAUUAGGAGCCCUGUAUUAGGAGUUUUAUUUCAUGAAAUCUUUGUCAUCUUAUUUCCUUUAUCUUCCCCAUGGGGGAAAAACUGAUUUUUGAGGGAUGGGUCUGAAAAUUUAUAGAAUGUGUUAUCUCAACGAGUCCAUGUGCCAAGUUUCAGCAGAAUAUGUUGAGGGGAGGUGGGUCAAUUAGCUGUCCAAAGAUUUUGCUACACACCCAGUCAGAAAGAAGCACACAAACAAAAGUGAAGGUAAUAUAAACGAUUUAAAAACAGCAAACACCACAACCGAUAAAAACCACUUGCUGCUCUCAUAAACAAAAUAAAUUAUCAAGAUGAGAUCUUGAUCACAUGAAGUCGGCAAUGUCCAUGGUAAAAUGUACUACAAGUUCAUGUUUGUCUCCCUUGUUUCUGUACAGGGUUUGAGUCCACAGGAGAAAAGUGUUUAUGAAGGCAUGGCGAGAAGAGAGAGAACCACAAAAGGACCCGGCAGCAAGAUGGAUAAUCAAAGGAGGCUGAUUUCAGUGAGUCAAACAUUAUCUAGUGAGAUUGACGGCCAGAGAAGUCUUAGUUCAGUGAGUCAAACAUUAUCCAUUAACAUUUCAUUUCCUCUCCCUGUGCUGGAAUUGGAAAAAAUUUGGUCUACGGUUUUUAAAACAAUCCUUGCAUACAUUUUUAUAAACUGUUCAUCUGUCUUGUGAUCCAGGAAAGGAAAGACCCAGUGGAGGAGGAAAAGAAGAGGCGUAAUCUGGAAACUCAGGCGAUGGGGAGCAGUUGGGUAGGCCAAGGUGAGUGGGCAGGCCAUCGUGGGUGGUUGGGCAGGUCAGGGUAAGAAGUUGGGCAGGCGAUUGGGUAGCAGUAUGGCAGGUCAGGGUGAGUAGUUGGGCAGGUCAGGGUGAGUAGUUGGGCAGGCCGAGGUGAGUAGUUAGGCAGGCCAUCGUGGAUGGUUGGGCAGGUCAGGGUGAGAAGUUGGGCAGGCGAUGGGUAGCAGUUGGGCAGGCCAUCGUGGGUGGUUGGGCAGGUCAGGGUGAGAAGUUGGGCAGGCGAUUGGGUAGCAGUAUGGCAGGUCAGGGUGAGUAGUUGGGCAGGUCAGGGUGAGUAGUUGGGCAGGCGAGGGUGAGUAGUUGGGCAGGCGAGGGUGAGUAGUUGUGCAGACGAGGGUGAGUAGUUGGGCAGGUGAAGGUAGAUAGCUUUUUUUUAUUCAACAAGAAAGUUUGAUUUUUUGUGACAGCAAUUUUAUCUUUAAUGGGGGUGCCAUGUUAUUUUAAAAGGAGAUGUUGGUUAGCUUAACGGUGGUCACAAUUUUAUCCUAGUAGGCACUAAUGAAUUUUAACAAUAUGAGUAUGUAUUCAAAGCAGUUUGAUUAGGAAAUAAAUUUGAACCAAUUUUCAAUGAGCUUGACAAAAUGGUUCUUGUUAAGUAAACUAAGUUUUCAAAUGCCUAAUGUGUGAGGAGAAAAUAUUCUGCAGUGACCUCCCUUAAAAUAACUUUAUUUUUUUGGUACAUAAAAUUUAAUUUUAAAUUGUUAUUCUUAUCAUCAUAUAAAUAUCAUCCCUUACUAUGCCCCUCUCACAGACUUGAAGAAGAUCAAGUAUUGUUAUUCUGAGCCUCAUAAUACUCAGAUACUUAUCUUUUUUUUUCAUAUUUGAGGGCCCACAAUAAAUUUAUUGAUCAUUUUGGCUCCUGGUUUGAAUUCAGAGUUAGCCUUCACUUAAAUGAGUUGCCUUCCAAGGCUAACGGGUCUCAUCCACCCGGGGUGCUUGGGAUGUUGGCUUUUUGCAAGGAUUGAACUCCAGACCACCACAGUUUGGAGUGAGUCAGUUUAGACCACUCUGCCACCCUCUCACAGACUAGAAGAAGAUCAAUUAUUGUUAUUAUGAGUCUCAUAUGAAUAAUAUCUUCUCUUUUUAUGCCCCUCUCACAGACUUGAAGAAGAUUAAGUUUCACUUGAUUGACUUUCAAGUAAUGUAUGACGAACGGGAAGUUGACCUGCAUCUCCCCAUGGAGGUGGGUCUGGUGUGUAUCACUCUGGCCGAUGGAAUUUUAAAAAGUAUGCACCGGUUUACAGACCCAGGGGACGCGCCACAAGGAAACAGAAGAAUUGCCAACGAAUACGGUAGGAUUUAAUAUUUUGACCUACUCAGCUGAAUUCUUUUGACCUACUCAGUUGAAUUCUUGUGACAUAUUCAGCAGUAGAAACAUUUAUUGUUGUAGCUCCCUCUUUGAAUACGUUUACAGCAGGGACCAUAAAGUUACAAGGCUGCACAUGUCUAUGAAUACAUUUACAACAGGGACCAUAAAUUUACAAGAAUGCACAUCUCUAUGAAUACAUUUACAGCUGGAAACACAAAGUUACAAGGCUGCACUUCUCUAUGAAAAAAUUGACUGCAUGAAACACAAAGUUACAAGGCUACACAUCUCUAUGAAUACAUUUACAGCAUGAAACACAAAGUUACAAGGCGGCACACCUCUAUGAAUACAUUUACAGCAUGAAACACAAAGUUACAAGGCGGCACACCUCUAUGAAUACAUUUACAGCAUGAAACACAAAGUUACAAGGCUGCACAUCUCUAUGAAUACAUUUACAGCAUGAAACACAAAGUUACAAGGCGGCACACCUCUAUGAAUACAUUUACAGCAUGAAACACAAAGUUACAAGGCUGCACAUCUCUAUGAAUACAUUUACAGCAUGAAACACAAAGUUACAAGGCGGCACACCUCUAUGAAUACAUUUACAGCAUGAAACACAAAGUUACAAGGCUGCACAUCUCUAUGAAUACAUUUACAGCAUGAAACACAAAGUUACAAGGCUGCACAUCUCUAUGAAAACAUUUACAGCAUGAAACACAAAGCUACAAGGCUGCACAUCUCUAUGAAUACAUUUACAGCAGGAAACACAAAGUUACAAGGCGGCACACCUUUAACAUUUAGCAAAUUGCAAAUGGAAACUGUGUUGUGCCCAAUUGUUUUAAGUAGUUUUAAUUGAUAUAUGAGGGAAAACAGGAUUGUGAGUUUGGAUAUAGUUAACUUAUUCAAGUCCUUAUGAAAAGAGACUAAUAAAAAUGUUUGAUCUAAACCAGUGUUGGGUGUGUAGGAAUACAGCAAUACAUGAUCCACACUGGAGUUGGGUGUCUAGGAGUACAACACAACAGAUGAUCCAAACUGGAGUUGGGUGUCUAGGAGUACAACACAAUACAUGAUCCACACUAGAGUUGGGUGUUUAGGAGUAAAAUACAUUUUUACACUAGAGUUGGGUGCUUAGUUGUAUAGCACAAUACAUUAUCCACACCAGAGUUGGUUCUCUAUUGGUGUCCUUUUUGUCAACAAGCUUGCACUGUAAGAUGGACUGUAGCUUUUGAUAAUGCUAAACUUUAGAGAAAACUAUAAACUAUUUCUGGUAUGCUAAAGAAAAUGAUGAUCAGCUCUACAUUUUGAUUUUUUUUUUACUUUAUAUAUAUUUUUUUAAUCUAACAGCUGAGUCGCACCAUCAAAUACCUCUCAACUUCGAGCAAAGUGAUAGCGACUUUACCAGUUUAUGGUUUGAGCUUGAACACUUUUUGGCAGACGAUCCCCAGAGAGAUGAUAUCCCACCUUUAUUUUGCCUGGUAUGUUCUACAGCAAUUGUAAGCUUAGGCUGAAAGACCUGGUUGUUUCAACUGUACAAUGAUUUGCUGGGAGGAUAUUUAAUAUGACUCAAGGCCCAUAAUUUGUUUUUCCAUCAUAACAACAACAAAAAAAAAAAGCACAUAUCAUUUUGUUAUCAAUUAUCUGCAUUAUAUUCUUACAAGUGUUUACCAAUCAACCACGUUAUGUUGGCUGGUUUAACAUUGAACUAAUUUAUGUUGGCUGGUGUAACAUUGAACCAAUUUACGUUGGCUGGUGUAACAUUGAACCAAUUUACGUUAGCUGGUGUUACAUUGAACUAAUUUAUGUUGGCUGGUGUAACAGUGAACCAAAUUAUGUAGGUUGAUGUCACAAUGAACCAAGUUAUGAAGGCUGGUGUACCAUUUAAGUGUCGUCCCAAGAAAUUAGCCACAACUGAAAGUAUUCGUGAAAACCUCAGUUUCUCUAAUUCUUAUUGUAGGUCAUUAUUUUAAAGGGGUCAUCCGUUUACUAUCCCGUAUGUGGUAUCAGCCUAUAAUAUAUUAGCAGGAAUAGGCUUAAUUGAAAUCGAUUCUUAUUUUAUAAUUUUUUUAAACCAACUUUUCUUAAAAACAACAAUCUCAGGUUACUUGGUAGGUUUUUUAAAUGUCAUCAUUUGUUAAUUAAUUCUUAUUUAAAUACAUCAUGUUUUAUACUGAUCUGACUUCAAGUUUGAACCACGUUAAAUUUCACCAGUAACUUUAUUUUGACCAAUAACAGACUGUGACAGUGUAAUCUCUAUGGCCACUCAAUAUAAAUUAAUAUCAAUAGCAAAUACACGUCUGCCAAACAAAGUGACUGUAGAUAGUAUUAUAAACAUCGGCCAUCUACUUUUUUUACACCAGGUUAACUUGAUCCCACUGGUCACUGCGAUGCGAGUAGUUAUUGUAUUCAUUUUAAAUACUGUGUGCUUAUUUAUUUACUAUUAAGAUACCAUUUUGUACAAUUUUGAGACGAUAUUGUAGGAUUUUAGGAGCUCGAGGGUAAACAGGUCUGUAAUAAACAAGAAAAUCUAGAUACAAUAAUUUAAAAUUGGCAUAGCAGCCAGGAGGUCUUCGCAAUUUUGAAGAUCUCCUAGUAUUCUAAACAUAAUAUUUAAAUUGUAUUACAACGUCUUGUUUUCCAUACUUUUUAUCAAGCAAGUUUAAGGACCGUCGGCGGGCUGGAUGAACUGGCUUCGCGGGCCGUAGUUGAUUGGUUUUGACAAAAAUGUGACUUUAUAUUGUAAAAUUGUAUCUGGUGCUGAUGCUUCUAAGUCCUAAAAUCAACCAGGCAAUAUCAUACACUGCAAAAUUUUUUCAAACUUAAAGCAUUAAAAAUCACAUAAACUUUUUCUUCUCUGGAAUUGGAAUUGAAGUCCUGGGAACCCUAUCCUGCCAAUGAAUCAAGAACCUGUGGUGGUCAUGUUGGUACACACCCUCCUCCCCUCUUUUUCGAAGCUAUCAAAGUUCAUAUCAAUUUAAACUUGGGAGACAGUAAAUUGUCCAUUAUCUAUGUAUUUGUUAUUGUCCAAUUUGCCUUCUCUAUUCACUCAUUGAUUUUUAUUCAUGUUGGUGGUCCUAUCUUGUUGCAGAGUUCAAAUAGAGAAAUUGUGGAGUCCUGCCUAGAGUUCUGCUUUUAUAAGGCAAUCACGGGUGAGCCCAACCGCAUCUACAAGUUGUACUGCAUAGAAGAUUUGAUUGUUACCCUGAUGCUGAGGAGUGGAAAGAUUAAUGACAAGCCUGCUCUCAGCCAGAUCUACGACGCACUGAUACAAAACAGAUGGGACUACACAAGCAACAUAAGGUGAGUCGCCUAUGGGGAUCAUGCUUGGCAGCUAACAUUGUAACUUAUAGGGCAUUGUAGUGACUAAGUAUAACUAGAAUAUAUUAUGUUUUAUCACUUUGACAUUUAAAAUGAUUUAAUGAAGCAUAUAAUGUUUAACUAACAGACAAGAGUGCUUUUAUGUUACGUCUACUAUUUAAAUGUUUUAUACUACAGUGUGCAAUGUCUGGGAUCUUACACACACCCUCCUCAACCCUCCUAUAUUAACUAAUUUUCUACAAAUCAUUUUUAUUGGAUACGCUCAGAAUAGUUUUUAAAUAAGUAGAUUUGAUUCCUGUUACGAUGUGAUGAGUUGGCUCAUUCUCUGAAAUACUUGCUUAGUAGCGCAGCCAUGUACAAAGUAGCAUUUGUAACAAUCAAAGGGUAAGACACAUUAAAUGGGAAAUGUACUAAGCAGUAUUUGUAACAUUCAAAGGGUGGGACACAAUAAAUGUGAAAUGUAUGAAGCAGAAUUUGUAACAUUCAAAGCGUCUGACACAUUAAAUAGGAAUUUUUCUGUGGUUGACAGGUGGUCCAUUAAAUAAAUAAGACCAAAUGAAUAAACACUCAUUUUUAUGAUUUAUUUUCAUGUGCUUCUGAUCAUCUUGUUGAUUUCAACUGUUAAAAGUCAAAUUCCUACCAUGUACAGGUGCCAGUACCAUGAACAGGUGGACUCCUGUUGGUGUUCUAUUUCAAUAGUCAAGAGAUACAGGUGUGUAAAAUAUGUUCGUGUGUUUCUCAUCCACUUGUUAUUUUCAACUGUUAAUUUCUUGUGUUUCUCAUCCACUUGUUAUUUUUAACUGUUAAAAGUCAAAUUUCUACCCUUUAGUUUCAAUAGUUAAAAAAAAAAAAGGAAAAUUGUAAAUACUUGUCUGUGUGCAACCCUCCCCCUCAUGCGCUGCUGAGUUUUGUGAGGGUGACUUAAAUCAACUAUUUGUACAACUACUUUGAUUUGAAUAGCCAAAAUUGCUUUUGUGCUCAGUUCUAUAAAGAAGAAAUAAGAUUCUAAAUGGAGAAGUGUUUUGAUUACACUGUACAUAUUCACUUUCAGCACACAGAGAAACAUUCUGAUUAAGAUAACUAUUUUUAGACCAGAUUUAUUGAAUCGUGAGAAAUUCUAAUAAAGUUUUUCUCUGGCUCAGAAAAUCAGCCAUCACUCCCGUAAUGACCAUAUUGACUUUGAGGGGGAUCAUUUAAUUUUAAUUAUAGUUUAAUACAGCCGGGGACCCAUGCUCGUAAAUUUUGACAGAUUGGCUCGACCAUAUGAAUUUAUAUACUUUCUUAGUGUUAUAUUUUCACACACGGUGUAAUGCGGUGUAAACUACUGGUUUCCAUUUCAGGGCUGCUCCCUCUUUACAACAAUGUUUAGGGCUCUCAAAAUCUGCUUGCUUUUUCAUGAAGUUGUCUUUUAAGUGUGUAGCACCUAGCAGUCUUUAUUGUCUUGGUUGUUUGUAUGUUUUUAUUUGCUCCUCCCCACCCCAAAUCCCUUAUUGGCUUAAUAUGUCUAUAUUCUUCAAGAUUGAUUUGUAAACAUAAAGAAGGAACACCUUUUUUUUUGUUGUUGUUGUUUCCUUUAGCUUUGUGAUCUUUGACCUUUUGUCUAAACUACUGGACUUCAAACUCACGGCUAAACACUUGCCUGACGAGCGCCAAAUUGACUUCAAAGUGAUGCCAUCUUUUGGGAGAAACAAAGGUAAGAAAUCCAAUUAUAAUAAUAAUAUGAAUAAUAAUUGUGAUUAAUAAUGUUAUUUCUAUAUAUUGUGUUUAAUGAAUGCUUGUCAGUGGAUAUUUUUUUAUUAUCCUGUCAAUGACCAUGGUGAAUAGAAAGUGGGACAAGAGACAUCCUUGUCUGACUUCCGUUUCCACUUUAAAGGCAUCUGUGAGUCUACCUUCUUGUACCACCAUGCAUGUCAUCUUUGAGUCUACCUUCUUGCACCACCAUGCAUGUCAUUUCUUCAUAAGAACUCUGAAUGAUCCUGACUAGUUUUCCUGGUACCCCAUUAUGAUGGAGAAUUAUCCACAAGGUUUAUCGGUUCAAGCACUCCAAAGCCAUUUUGUAGUCUAUACAAUUUAUAGAUAGGGGGAAUUCCAAUGGAUUGUUCUACAAUGAUUCGUAGUGUCGCAAUGUGAUCUGUGCAUGAUCUGUUUUGGUGGAAGCCAGCCUGUUGAUCUCGUAGCUGCGUGUCAACCUGGUCUCUUAUUCUAUUUAAAAUAAUUAUGUUAAAGACCUUUCCUGGUACUGGUAAAGACAGCAGUGUUAUUCCUCGGUAGUUUGCACAGUUGCUGAGAUCCGCUUCUUUGGCAUCUUGAUGAGAUAUCAUUCGUUCAAAUGUUUUGAAACUCUCUCUUCUUUUCAUAUCUUUUCAAACAGAGGGAGCAGCAUGUUGAAUAUUGUAUUUAUCUCUGCCCUCAUCAUCUCUGUUGUGAUGUUAUCCAUUGUAUCUGGUUACGGGAAAUUUGUUUCAGUGUGCUGGUGGACCACCCCCUCCUCCCCAACCAACAAAAAAAAAGUAAACAUCAGCCAAAGUAACCCAAACAAACCCCCCCCCCCCUCAGAAUCACUAGUGUCAGAUAUGUUAACUAGGAUUAAGAUACAUCUUUUGUCUCUUAUAAUUUUACAUUUAUUUCAAUACCUCUAAAAAAAAAAGAAACACCCCACAAAGUAACCCAAACAAACCCCCCCCCCCCCCUCAGAAUCACUAGUGUCAGAUAUGUUAACUAGGAUUAAGAUACAUCUUUUGUCUCUUAUAAUUUUACAUUUAUUUCAAUACCUCCUCAUUUUAGCCGUCAGCAAAAGGGAAUGGGAGCCGAGGUCUCGGUCACCACCCAAGUUUAUGGAUCCAGCCCCUGUUGUUGCUUCAAAGCCCACAGAAAGAUAUGUGGUAUGUGCUCUGGCUUUAAGAAGUAUUACCUCAUUAUGGAGUCAUGAGAACUUUUAACGUCAUUAUAAAGUCAAAAAGAAAUGGUAACUUCAUUAUAAAGUAAAAAAGAAAUGGUAAUUUCAUUAAUAUCUGAUGUCAUAAACUUGUUUGUUAGCUUUAGAGACACACUCCUAGAUCAGCAUUCCCCAAAUGGUGUUCCAAGUACUUAGACUUGUCAGCAAGCCUUAUGUCAUUGCUGGUUUUUGAACCUUAGGUUACCAGUCUGGAGUCUAUAAUUGCUAGUCUGUGAACGUUAUUUUGCCAGACAAAUGAGCAUCAUGUCCAUGGGCCUUACUGUGCCAGUCCAUGAGCCUUAUAUGGUUGGUCUGUGAGCCUUACUUGGCCAGUCUGCACAACAGGAAUAUUAUGAUUAAAAAAAAAAUUUAAUAUCAUUAUUGCAUCCGGUACCAGUCCCUGGUGUAAUUUCAAAACCUAUCCACCGGUCUGCCAAGCUUUAAAAUUUCGGAAAUGCUGUCCUAGAUAACAUUGCUGAAUCCAGCUCUGUGAAAUUGUUUUUCCAUGUUGACAAAAGUUGAAUUAUUUGUCAUAAUGUUAAAACUAUGCAUGAAUCCCCGGGUAACAAAGUAUUGGAUGAGAUCAAUGUGUAUGAUAAUAACCAUAAUUGAUCAUUGAUCAAACAGAUAAACUUGAGUGACUCGGAUGACGAAGAAUCUAUUUCUGCUUCAGAAGAAUACCAACUGAAAGAGUUGAGAGUGCCACAGACACCCUGUAAGUUCUUUAAUCAUGUAUCUCAAAUAUUUCCUAAUCCCUGGUGAAUAGGAUAAGAUACCAUUUCCCAAAAGGAAAAGUACCAGAUUUUUUAAAAAGAAAUUCUGGGUGUCUGGUUUAAGAAUUACCCAGAGCCCAUCUCCUUUGCAGGAAAUGGAUUCAAAUUACCCAGAGCACAUCUCCCUCCUUUGCAGGAAAUGCAUUUAAAAAAAAUUACCCAGAGCACAUCUCCUUUGCAGGAAAUGCAUUUAAAUUACCCAGAGCACAUUUCCCUCCUUUGCAGGAAAUGCAUUUAUAUUAUCAAGAGCACAUCUCCUUUGCAGGAAAUGCAUUUAAAUUACCAAGAGCACAUCUCCCUCCUUUGCAGGAAAUGCACUGGAAAAAAAGAGGUGGAGGUCAUUCAUUAGAAACUUUUUCAAAACUGGGAAAUCUAUAAAUUUCUAUAGGAAAGAUUAAAAUUGCAUUUAAAAAAAAAUAAAUAUUUUUUUAUUGUGUUAGGAUUGCUUAUAAUGGAUUAGUUUUCUGUUUAAAUUUUUUUUUUUUUUUAACAGCUAUGUCUGUAGCGAUGUCAGGUUUAAAACUGGGUGCAGGUGAGUGGAGAUUUAAACAAAAAUAAUACUUUCAGUUUUUAUUUGAAGUUUUAAUCUUUACAGAUUAGUUAGGCUAUAUAUUCUUUGAAAAAUUUUAAUUAAAGAAUAUGUCAGCAGUUUUAAACAGGAAAGUUUAAAUUUUAUGCUACUUACAUUUACUCUACACUGGCAAUUGACAUUUAAUUGCAACUAAUUUCCUCAAGAUUUGUAAAUUAUUAUAUAAAAAAAUUGGACAAAAGAUAAACCCUUCCCUCAAACAAUAUUGUUUCCACAUCAAAAUUGAACUACUCUGGUGGUAACGUUUUAAACAAUUAUUUUUGAAACUUUAAGCUGUAGAGAGAUAGAUCUAGUAAAUAUUUUUAAAAAAUUAUAUGAAGUAAAUAUUUAAUAAUUGGGUUUUUAAGUGUUUUUAUUUGAAAGUGAUCAAUCAUCUUACAUGUGUACCUCCUAUAGGUCGCGGCAUCACCACCCUUCCGUCUUUUCCUCGUAGUGAAGUUGACGUGGCACCACCUCCAGGAUUUGGUCCAAAGCCUUCAAUUGUAAGUACUUUUUGGGGAGGACUGAAGUGUCCUGUAAAUUGUUGUAUGUAUUGGUGUCAUUUAGAGGAAUGCCACGAUUUUACACAAAAAAAAUUGUUUAGCAAGUCCUGUAAAUUCCUAUCGCGUCUUAAAACAUUAAAUUCAGUACAGUCAACUCCACACUUCAUGGUCUGCUUCAAUGGGGAUUACAGGCAACGCCGUUCUUCAUUGUCUGCUUCAAUGGGGAUUACAGGCAACAUCACACUUGAUGGUCUGGUUCAAUGGGGAUUACAGGCAACACCACCCUUCAUUGUCUGCUUCAAUGGGGACUGCUUCAAUGGGGAUUACAGGCAAUGCCACUCUUCAUUGUCUGCUUCAAUGGGGAUACAGGCAACGCCAUUCUUCAUGGUCUGCUCUAAUGGGAAUUACUCUCUAUGAAUAUGGAAGUCUUUUGGUUUGUUUGCUGUUGUUGUUCCUGUUGCUUAGUUUAGUGUUAAGUUCCAGGUAGUGUACUGAGUGCAGUCAAUCUCAAAACAACCCAUUGCGAAAUUCAUCUUUUUCUUUAUUUCUACUUAAAGCUGUUGAAAAUGGAGGAACAUGUCUCUAAAUUAUAUGAGGUUAUAUAACCAUGUUUGGUAUCAACCAUCUAGCCCAGUGUUUCCCAACGUGGGGCCCACGCCCUACAGCGGGGCAGUUUGAUUGUUUACUGGGGUAAUUGGAAAAUGAGCUGUCUAGAAUUUGAAAACCAACCGUCUGCUAUGAUUUAACUUGUAUUUUAAAAGGAGGAUCAUUUGUCUUAAUUUGAAAUAAGCGUUUGUUAAAAGUGUUGUAAAAGUCCGUUGAUUUCAAAAGUAGUAAAUAGUCUCAGUUGGCAAAGAAUUGUUAUUAGAAUGAAUGCCUUUAUACAUAUAGCCUAGUAAACUGUAGGUCUUGACUUCCAAUUAGAAUUAUGCCAGAAAAAAUAUUUACCACAAAAAUUUUUGAACAGUUUCAUUGGCUCCAAAAAAUGUGAAGUGGCUGAUACCGCUUUACUUGUUAUUGUCGAUCAUCUGAAAAUUCUGUCGGCUGAAUUAAAAAGAAGAUUUUCUGAAAUUUUAACAGGUUGAUUUUUUUCAAUAUGGAAGAUGCAGCCAAUGUUAGUGGAUUUGUCUGAUAUUUCAAUAUGCAGUAUCAAGAAAAACUCGCAGAAAUUCAAAAUGGUGUGCCUGUUAAAAAUUUUCUUACUAUAAAAGGAGCGAUGGCUUGGCUUUGUGAGGAAACAGAAAUCAAACAUCCUAAUUCAUCCAAAUGUGCUAGAAAACUAGUGUUACCGUUUCCAUAUUAAACUUUAGCCGAAUGGGGAUUUAGUGCCAUAAAUGAUUUGCUGCUAAAAAAAGAAAGAAAUGGGUUGGAUAUAACCCAGUGGGGAGAUUUGAGACUGAAGCUAUCUAAAUUGGAACCGAAAACAUAAAAUCUCUUUACAGCAAGCAUCAAGCACAAACAUCUCACUAAAUUUAAAUAAUAAAUAAUUACUAAUAAUUAAAUAAUAUAGAAAAAUCUUCCAUUAAAAUUAUUUCGUACUUAAAUUUCAGUUCUCUAUUAAAUGUUUUGAGAAUUUACUUACUGUGUUUGUUCACCAAUUUCCUAGUGAUUUCUUCCUAAAACCUAUCAUUUAAGUUUCUUCAGUGAACAACCCUAUUUUUGAAUAUUAAAAAAUUAUGUUUAUGAUCAUGGGGGGGGGGGGGGGGGGUAUAAGAAUAUUAGAAAGGUCUAGGUGGGGCAUGACACAAAAAAGUUUGGGAAACACUGAUCUAGACAGUAGCAGAUGCCUCAUGCUUGGUGUCAACCAUCUAGCCAGUUGCAUAUGGAUAAAUAGAUGAUUUGCUUUGUUUCAACAGUCGCCCUCCUGCGCACCAGCAGUUCCGGGAGCACAAGCCAGGCCUCAGAACCCAUUACUCCAAGGUCAAGGUCGUGGACUUCCGCCACCAAGUGGCUCACGAGGUCGAGGUCUCCCCCCACAGGUCACCAUGACCCAGCUAGCCGGGAGAGGGAGAGGCACUAAAGACUCUUGAAGAUCUUCUUGGAUUCAUUUCAAAUAAUCUCGGUAAAAUUAUUUUUCAUUCCAUACUUCAAGAAAAAUCUGUUGAGUUAUUGAAAGAAAGAAAUCAGCAAUUUGAUGUUGCUUUAAUAGAGUCACUUGAAAAACAUUCAGUAUUAAAGUCUUUGUGUCUCUGCUGCCAUGUCCAGCACUCAUGUAAAAAAAAACAACAAUAUGUAAGGGAAGUGCACUUACAAGUGAAGUCCACUCGGUGAAGCCUUAUUCAGUGAUUUGAACAUUUAAUGUUUAACUCUUUUGCUGCAGAAUUUUUCUAAUGGAAAAAUGCACAUAUAGCAUGGUGGAUGAACGUACUGUGCGUUGCGCCGCAGCAAAGAGUUGUUUAAUAUUACCUGGAAAAGGCCUUUCCUUGGUGUAAAUAUAGAUGUAAACGUUUAUGAGUAAUAUAACAAUAUUUAAAUAUACGAUAAACAAUAAAGUCUUAACCUGCUUUGAAGUUGAAGCAAUGAAUCCAAUAUUCAUCCCAAUGGCUGAAGACUCUUGCCUGUCCUUGUGAAUGGAAGGGAAAAGCCUGUCACCUACAUAAUUGUGUUAAAAAUUCAAGACUUUUCCCCUAAAGUUCUGGAAAAUGUUGUGAGGUCAGAAGCCCAGUUUCUUUGAGUUAUUUUGUUUCCAUAAUUCACAAUUUAAAAAAUGUUAUUGCAUCAUCAACACUUUGCAAAUGCUUGAAGCUCAGUAAAUUAAUAUGUUAGGUUCAGUUUUGUUUUUGUUUUAUUCAUUUCAUUUUUGAUUAAUAUUGGUUGAUUCUAAUCACUACAAGUUGGGUUUAAAAAAAAGGUAUAGUUUAAAUUGCUUUUCAGUUUUGAUUGCACUAAAUGAUUUCUUGAACUCUGCUGUGUAUUGCAAUUCAUUUCUUUAAAACACAUUUUUGGGUGACUUUCUUGUGCCUUUUUAAAAAAAAAAAUGUCUUUUGUUAUAUUUGUUGGUUCCAAACAAUAUACCCCACCUGCCACUAAGUUAUCUCUGGCAAAGAUGUUUAGCUAAAAUAAAAAAAUUAAAAAAACUGUUAAUAUUAUUUUUUUAUUAAAAUGUUGCUUUAAAAAGUGAUUGAAUGUUAUUCGUUUUGAUUGAAUACAAACUUAAAGCAAUAUUUAUCUUCUGAAUUCAUGUAUUUAUAUCUUUGACUCAGAC